Dreissena polymorpha is the source of this 2129-nucleotide messenger RNA. Its product is annotated as tripartite motif-containing protein 3-like. Gene Ontology annotation, cellular component: chromatin; nucleoplasm. Lineage: Eukaryota; Metazoa; Mollusca; Bivalvia; Myida; Dreissenidae. The coding region runs from base 6 to 2129 and encodes 707 amino acids. The record is from RefSeq and is a predicted model, not a curated record. Gene Ontology annotation, biological process: positive regulation of DNA-templated transcription. Gene Ontology annotation, molecular function: zinc ion binding; ubiquitin-protein transferase activity. The transcript is spliced from 3 exons.
UAACCAUGUCGUACCCACGACCCAAUUCCCAACUGGCGCGCUAUACGCCGAACGAAAUCCGACUAGUGACGUCACGGCCUAGCUCACAAAUGACGCGCUACACAUUGAACGACCUAGAGAAGGAACCGGAUCACGAGCUUACGCGAAUCGAACGCCUGGCUCUCUCGCGGCCAAGCUCCCAGAUGACCCGAUACUCGAGCCCGCCACCGUACUCUUACCACUCGCACCUAACGAGCCCCACCCUGAUGUUCCGCCCCCAGUCCGUGGUAUCCCGUUAUUCAAGAUCAGGCGCGAUGACGCCUAACGUGAAACUCACCAAAGGUAAUCCAAUGAAAUGCAACGUGUGUACGAAGAAGCUGGACUAUCAAUGGGUCCUGCCGGGUCUCCAUAACUUCUGCACCCAUUGUCUUGAGGAUUACAUCCUCAGACAUAGUCGCGGGAAGCACUGUCACUGCCCGAUUUGCAGGGCCGGAAUUCGGCUUCCGAAAGAACCAAAGAUUCAACGUAAGCCAAUCCGAUACCCGAUUGGUCCCACGGAGCUGGUUGUAUGCGACAUAUGCGAGGACAAUCCGGCAUUUUUCAAGUGCUCCGAGUGCAACGAGUACUUCUGCGACAAAUGUAACAAGCUGCACCUGCGAAUGAAGAUGUCCAAAGAUCACCACGUGAACAUCAUACCGUCCAUACGAGCCGUGAACGACAAGCUGAGGGUCAAGGUCUUUUGUGAUGAGCACCAGCACGAGGAGGUGAAGUUCUUCUGUCGUAAAUGUGGCGUCCCGAUCUGCAGGGACUGCAAAGUGGUGAGCCACGAAGGUCACCCUACAGAGCCUUUAAAGGAAGCGGUGGAGGAGCGGAAAACGCGCGUAUCGGCGGCUAUUACAACGGCGAGAGGGCAUAUGGCUCGACUUAAGGCCGAGUCUAUAGAGAUAUUAAACAGAAAAGCAGCACUCGAGGAGGAAACAACAAAUACGACCGGUGAGAUUAAGCAGCACUCGCAGAAGAUCAAGGACAUCGUGGACGAGCACUCGGAACACCUUAUGCAGGUGGUGAAGCAGCAACACGACGAGAACAUCGCCAAGUUGGACAGCUGUCUGGAGUCCGUUACGAAAAAAAUGGAGUCGACCAAGGGUCUGAUAGAAACUGCGGCCGUCCAGAUGGAUACGGACAACGACGUGGCGUUUAUAAACUCAGCAGGCGAAAUGAUCGAAAGUUUGAAAGCUGCUGAUGUCCCCUCCUUCACGGAUAAGCUGUGGAGGAGACGUCACAACUUCCAGAAGGGGAACAUCGACGAGAUCUCGCUACAACAGUCAGUGGGCGAAUUGAAAUUCCUGGCGGAAGGACUUUUCGUCCCACUUCCGGCCAUAGAGCUACAGUUGUACUCGAGCUUUGAGUCGGACAAGUUCUACAAAAACACGACCGCCAUCACGACGAUGCCGGAUGCGAGCGCCUGGGUGAGCACCGGAUACAAGAACAAGCUGCAGCGGUUCGACAACCGGGGGCGCGUCAUGGCAGAGGAUACGACGGAGUUCGACGUCGACGACAUGACGACGCUACUGGAUGGGACCGUUCUGUUGACAGAGCAUGAGGGUAAGUGUAUACGCAAGCUGGGUGUCACGCAUAUGGAUUCUUACUUCGCGAAGACGGACUUGUUCCUUCGCGGUCUGUGCACGUCGCGCGAUGGUACAAACGUUAUCGUCGUCGGCAACGACGUUCCAAUAACGAAGUUCAAGCAGGUGCGCGUGGCUAAGAUUCUGAUCUACACCACGACGGGGCAGCGCAUCCGGGAGAUUCUCGUUAAGCGGGGGCUCAGUCUCUUCCGAGUGUGUCACACUGUAAACGGCGACUUCGUCGUCUCAACGGGCCUCUCCGGCAAAUAUCUUGUCAUCAACGCGGAAGGUACCACCAAGUACACGUAUACGGCGUCCGGAAGUGCCGACGGCGUUGCAUGUGACGCGCACGGACUCACGAUUCUCUCGGACCUCAAGGACGAUACUAUACACCUUCUGGAUAGCAAGGGGAAACCUCUACCGUUUACGUACACGCUCAACAAGCCCAAUGCUGUUGCCGUUGACAACAGAGGUUACAUUUGGGUCGGCGACCUCCACAAAAUACGUAUAAUGAAAUAUGUUUAG